AUGAGAGCCACGUUCUUGACUGCGUCCGCGUCAAAUGGCACGCUCUCACGGCGUUGAUGUCGUCUUCGAUCGAGAGGAUGAGUCUCCACGCGCAGAACUUCUAUUCCUUCUUCUAUCUCCCCGAGAUCCUGAUGGAUUUCGGUACUCAGAUUGAUUCGUUCAUCAUCGUCGUAGAUAUCCGCGCUACCAAAGGAAUGCAGACGGCGUAUGAGGGCUGAAACCCUCUCGAUGGAUGCUUCGACAGAAGCAAGACGAGAAUGUAGAGAAGCAACCAUUAUGGGUAUCACAGCUGUCCACUUUCUGUUAUUAAGAGAAAAAAAAAAAAAAAUGAAUAUCAUGAAUCUUAAAUCUCAAGAAGUUGUGUUGAGGAUGUUGGAAUGUUGACAGACAUACAGUUGGUCUUUCCAUGCAUCACGUGAUACAUCAAAUUCGCUCUUUUGCUGUUGCUGAAGGAAGAACGUUGACGGAUCUUCAGUCUCACGCAGAACAAGCCAUACAACUAACACCAACUGCCAAUUACAUAAAUACAGCAGUAUCUUUUCCAUAUCAUAGCAUUUAUACCACAACCACGAAAUAUUAUAUAGCUGGAAACGAGGAACUCAAAGAACAAAAAAUAAAAAAAACCAAAAGACGAAGGAGAACGAAAAUGUCCCUGCCACUACGAUCAAUAACCUCAUUCCGAACGUCCUUCUCGCCUCUUUCCCCACUUUCUCGGCCAUGCAAAUUGGUUCUCGCCCUUCUACAAACACCAACGACAGCCUCCCCGUCUUCAGCAGCACAUAUAAAAAUCGACGUAAAGCAUUUACCGAAGCACUCGAAGCAGCUCCCUGAGAUGACGGUUGGCUUCCGGAAUGGCAAAGAGGUGAAGCUAGAAGUCGGCAAGCUACGACUUUCGGUAGGGGAUGUUCUGGAGGAAGUUGGGAGAAUAGGGAGACUUAUUGAGAGAGAGGAGAGCUUGAAGGGAUAAGCAUAGCUGAACGAGUGUAGUUAUGGUGUUUGGAAUGUAUAUUAGGUUUUUUUUGUGCAAUUGAUUGUAUGCUUGCAUGGAAGGGAGAUUCGAAAGCCUUG
Molecule: messenger RNA, 1068 nt
Organism: Trichophyton rubrum CBS 118892
Lineage: Eukaryota; Fungi; Ascomycota; Eurotiomycetes; Onygenales; Arthrodermataceae
Exons: 2
Coding region: 407-967 (186 amino acids)
Source: RefSeq, a predicted model, not a curated record